This is a messenger RNA of Postia placenta MAD-698-R-SB12, 921 nucleotides long. RefSeq lists its product as hypothetical. Bases 1 to 921 code for a protein of 306 amino acids. The record is from RefSeq and is a predicted model, not a curated record. The transcript is spliced from 12 exons. Lineage: Eukaryota; Fungi; Basidiomycota; Agaricomycetes; Polyporales; Adustoporiaceae.
AUGGCCAAUUCUGGGCUUGCUAGUACUGCCGGGAGUACAUUCAUCGGUGUACUUCUUGGUCUCAUACUCUAUGGCUGCUCCUGCGCACAGAUUGUCAUCUACUUUCGCCGCUACAGUGAGGAUCCGUUGGGGUUGAAGGCGUUGGCAGCAACACUAUGGUAUGAGCAGAAGUGUGGAAGUCGUCUUCUUUUCACGUGGCAUCUACUUGUCGCGAGCCAUGCCGCACCCGCCAAGCUCGCAGUUGGCACUAGUUAUUAUAUUCAUGUCGUCUGGAAACCGGGUGGCUGGCCACAAUCCGCUAUUCUCCGUCGCAAUACCUGCCUCUGUGGUAACGUCGUGCCCUUCACGUCUUCCGGCUCCGGCAACUCUGGAAACACUCGCUGCAUUCGCAACCGAUGCGUAUAUUACAAUUUCUUUAUGUGUGAUUCUCCGUGGACGCAGAACUGGGAUCAGGAAGCAUCAACAACUUUGAUGGCCACUUCAAGGACCGAAAACGUCAUCGCUACUUUGGUCAUCUAUGCCAUUAAUCGCGGAAUAUUCACAGCGUAUGUCGCUAACUUUAUGACUAUCAACGGCGCACACAUUUCCGUUUUGUUUCAGGCUCUUCCAACUGGCGCAUUUUAUCACCUACAUCUGCUUCAGGACGCAGUUGUCAUUUUGGUGGAUGAUCGCCCACGUCCCGGGCACAGCGCGUACGUGAUGCUUCUGUUGCUCGGCGAAAGGGGUGCAGAGCUCACAUAUCCUUGCUCGCCACCAGUAUAUGUCAACUCAUUACUGGCACUGCUGAAUGUCCGGCAGAAUUUGCGUGGGCAGAUGGCGGGUCCAGAGCAUGUCUCCAUGACUUUGCGAAACCAUGAGCGUCUCCCGGGAAACGACGGGACAUUGCCAGGACCGAAAAUUGCCCUCAAGUUUGCUCAUUAG